Polistes canadensis is the source of this 895-nucleotide messenger RNA. RefSeq lists its product as uncharacterized. The coding region runs from base 156 to 830 and encodes 224 amino acids. Lineage: Eukaryota; Metazoa; Arthropoda; Insecta; Hymenoptera; Vespidae. The record is from RefSeq and is a predicted model, not a curated record. The transcript has 6 exons.
AAUAAGGUGUGUACGUUGGAGAAAAGUGAGUCAAUUUACGUGUAUGUACUCGUAGAUAUUCAGUUGACAAAAUUGUGCCCGAUGCACUCAUUGUUUCGCGCGAUUCAUUGAUACAUUUAAUUAUUAUAGAUACAAAUUUUUCUAUCCUAUUUACGAUGAUAACGAUUACAAGAAGACUCGUAUUCUGUUUUGUUGGAAUUGAAUUUUUCAUUUGUUCGGCAGAAAUUAUAAAAAAACCACAUGGAACAACAAUAUUCGGUGAGCCAUGCGAAAGGGAUUACCAUUGCAUCGAGAAUGCAUUUUGUCGUGGUCAAAGAAUUUGUCAAUGCGAACAACAUUAUUCACCGAAUCCUGAAAAGACGGCUUGUCUCGCAACAGCCGGAUUGAGUUGCGAGGAUGAUUCUAUUUGUGCAACCAUGUCCAAUGCAAUUUGCCGUCAAAACGUGUGUUCUUGCAAAGAUGAGUUCACAUUGGAUAUAAAUAAUUCGUCUAAUUGUAUCAAAAGGCCAUCGAGGGAAGGCGACGCUUGCCAGAGAAGGGACGAAUGCGAAGAAGCCAUGGAACGUGCAAUAUGCAUCGAUAAUAAAUGUCGUUGCUUCACUGGUCUACAUUUCGUCAACGAAACCGGCAAAUGCAUUCAAGCUCGCAAUUUAUAUAAUUCGUGUAACAAAGAUUAUGAGUGUAUCCUCGAUGGUAAACCUAAUGUUUUACAAUGCAAAAAUAACGAAUGCGUUUGCAGGGACAACGAUUUGCGGUGCAACACAGGUACGUUCGUUGCAGCAACGAUAGGAUUAAUCGUAUCGACUCUAAUCUUAGCACGGACAGCUUAAUUCCUAUAACAAUGCAUUGUAUAGUAUUAUUGUUAACAGCAAAAAACAGAACAAUUUUACACAUU